UUUCUCUCCUCCACUUCCAGAACCGCCCCUGCGAUGAGCUACCAGUGCAAACUGGUACUCACGCUGUCGCUGCUGGCGACCGGCGUGAGCUUAGCGAGCACCUCGUUGGACAAAGCGAUCGGCUCCGGUGCGCUCCCGAAAGCACACGAUCCACUGUUCAACAAAAUGCUUGCGGAGAAGUCGGACAUUCCGAUGGCACAGAAUCCCAUCUUCAACAAGAUGCUUCAGGAGAGCCACUCGAAGGAAAACCUGAUCGACGACGACGAUGACGAUGCGCUACUGCCGCCGCACAAAGCGCUUGAUCUGAACCCAAAGUAUGCCAAGCAUGCGCCGCCGAAGAAGAUUACCGUUGAUCAGCAGCAUCCCAAGGUGGAGUCUACGACAAUGGGAAUCAUUCCUAUCGAGAAUUCCAUCGCUAAGGACAGUUUCGAUGACGAGGACGACAGCUACGAAGAUGAAAGUGAUCUGUUGACAGGGGAUGACGUUGAUAGAACGGACGCUGAAAUACUGCCACAGAUUGAAGAUCUGUCUGAUGUAAAGUUCUCUCAACCUUCGAUAACAGAAACUCCUCGCGCAGAAUCAAAAACGGUUGCUGAGUCGAAGAAGCAGUCACCUAGUAGUACUACUGCUAGGGCUCCAAGUGCUUCCAGCACAGCUGCGCCUGAUGACGAGUACUACAAUGACGACGAUGAGGACAGUAUUGAGCUGGAGAGCGAAAAAAUCGAUCCCCUAGCAAUCGACAAACUCCUCGCGCAGAACCCUCCCAAAUCGACAACCGAAUCUCCCAAGUCGUCGACCGCCGCCAAACCCAAGCCCAAGAGUUCCACCACAACCAAGGGCACUACAGCUGUCGAUAACGAGAUCUUAGAUGAAAUCACCGACGACGACGAAGACUAUCAAUACGAUGACGAGGACACCGAGAACGAAAAACUCGACCUCGAUGCCGUCGACAAGUUGUUGUCCCAGAGGAAGCAAAAGCAGAAGGAGGGUGGUGCUGCUGCUGCUGUCACUGCUGGAUCAAGCGCUGGCAAGAAAACAGACGGCAAACACGGCAACCAAAACUACCCCGAGUAUUACGAUGAAGACGACGAUGACGAUGACGACGAUUACAACUUCGAGGAGCAGGCUCAUCUGUGCCCACGGGACUGUAUCUGCGAGCGGAACAUGCAGGCCUACCUGGUGGCCACCUGCAGCCGUUUGGAUUUGGACACUCAAAAGUUUUCUCCAUUGAUUACCGAUCUGCAGGUGUUGGAUGUCGGUCCAAAAUACCCGAUUGUGCUGAGCGCCGAAUUUUUCAAGCAGAUUGGACUGUCCCACGUGGUUUCUAUCAAGAUCAGCAACUGUACCAUCGAAUACAUCAACCAGUUCGCCUUCGCCGGUCUAGAUGAUCUGUACUCCGUGAAUUUGACCAACUCGGGAAUCGACAUGCUCCAUCCAGAUACUUUCGCGAAGAACACCAAACUGCGUCUGCUCACGUUGUCCGGCAAUGACCUCAGUGCUAUGCAGAGUGUCAACUAUAACACCCCGUACACCGAUUAUAUGCUCAAGGCCCCAUCCAUCGAGGAACUGGAUAUUUCCAAAUGCAACUUGCAGGCACUCCAAUCGACCGCCUUCAAUGAACUCAAGAACAUCAUUUACAUCAAUCUGUCCGACAACAAGCUAAAGACCCUCCCUGAAACCAUCUUCGAAAAGGUGGAAACAAUCGAAGAACUUGAUCUUUCGAUGAACAACAUCACCGAGCUGCCGAAGAACAUCUUCAACAAGACAUCGCUAGCGAUUCUGCACCUCAAAUACAACAUGAUCAGCAGCAACUUGGACUUCGUUACCGCCGAUCUGCAGAAGCUCGAUCUGAGCUACUGUCAGAUUCGUACCAUCAACGGCCAGAUGUUCAAGGGUAUGGAGGGUCUUACCACCCUUAUCCUUAAGGGCAACCGCAUCAAGAAGAUCAACCAGAUUGCCUUCACCUCGCUGAAGAGCCUCCGUCAGAUCGAUCUCUCCCAGAACUACCUGGAGCAGAUAUCCGCUCUGACCUUCCUCGGCAACAAGGAUCUGGACAUCAUCAAGUUGAACGAGAACCCGCGGCUGAAGCAACUGCCGGCGGAAGGCUUCCAGAGUUCGUAUGGCACCUUCAAUACGUACUUCCUCGACGUUUCGAACUGUGACAUUUCCGAUCUGGCCGACAACACCUUCAAAACUAUGCCACAGAUCACCCGGCUGAAUUUGGCGUGGAACAAUCUGCAAACCAUGAGGCCGAAGGUGCUGAGCCAUUUGGAUAAACUGAUGGAUUUGGACCUGAGCAAUAAUCUCAUCACCGAACUUAGCGAGGAAACUUUCGCCAAAAACAGAAACCUGAACAAACUCAAUCUCUCCGGAAACCAGCUCGCUCGUCUCUCUCCGAGCACCUUCGUCCCGCUCCAAUAUCUCAACCAGCUGGAUAUUAGCGACUGCGAUCUGCGCAAUCUUUGGGAUUCAUCCUCGCCUAACGCCAAGGACCACCAGGUCCUGCCCAACUUGAAGCUGCUCAACGCAUCCCUCAACGAACUUUCGAACCUGUACGUGUCGGAUCUCGACUCGAUGACAAGUCUGCGUGUGCUGGACAUCCGGAACAACACGCUGAAAUGCAACCCCCACUUCAAGGCCCUCAUCAAGUGGCUUGGAUCGAAAAAGGUUUCGCUGGCGGAUUCCAGCAAGGAACAGCGAACUCACGCCGAGCUGAAUGCUUACAUCACCGAUAACUCGGCCCCGCUGGUGGAGUGGAGCCAAUUCGCCCAGGAAAUAUGCCAACCCGCUAAGAACGCGAAGAACUCGCCGGUUGUGGUCAAGGACACCGAGCUGGACGAUGACGAGGACGAGGAUGAUGACGACGAUAUCGAAGAGGACGAAUCUGAGGAUGAGGAUGACUACUCGGAGGAGCAAAGCGCCAAGAACGAAAAUGUAGUUGACAGCAAGGACGAACUGGAUCAAUACUACGACGAAGAGGACCGCAAUAAGGAUGAAGAUGAGAACAGCAAUGUGAUUGAUGCUGUCAAUGAUAUUCAGAAAAUUGAGGAAGCCAUCCUAGGUGGAAAUGCGCGGUCGGAUGAUCCACUGCAGGAAGAGGUCGUCAUUUUGGACGGCAGCACUUUGCUCCAAAUCAGUGGCCUCUGGCUUCGAAUCCUCUGCAUUGCGAUGGCCAUUGUAGUGAUCAUCAUGGCCGUCAGCAGGAUUCUGGCGAUAAUGAUGAGGAAACGCGGUGAACGGUACCGUCAAGCCUUGCUGGCAUCCAAGAACUCCAUCGUCUACCAGAAACUGACGGAAGACAUUGUGGCACCCCAAACUCCCAAAGUCCAUCGAUAUGCCCCGAUCCAGCAGGUUUAAGGGGGGCGGGGCGCACAUUUCGGGGCCUUCCAUCCGACUUAACAGCAAAUAAAACUUAAGCUUCCAAGCGGUCGUUCCCUGGCGGGAGGACCUUCCCCUGAGAAAGCUACUAAAAUAGAUUUCCAAUCCUUCCAAUCUACUCCAGUCAGCUAUUUACGUUUUUUGUAACAAAUUAUACUAGUAGUAAGGUACAGAGUACUUAUAGCAAGAGAUAGAGCAAGGGAAAUCAGCUGUAGUUGUAUUUAUUAAGUUUCCUCCUUUAUUCACCCAUACUUGAUAACACUUACAAAUACAGUAAGCUAGUGCAGAGAUGAUGGUAAAAAGCAAAAGAGCAACAGCCGCAAAUGGUCACAAAAACUAAUCGAUCACAACCCCUAAAACAAAAGAACAGCGAAAGCCAAGAGAGUGUAUUUUUUGUUAGACAUUCCGUUGUACAUCAACGUUUCCCGAGAUAUGUUUAUUUUUUUCAACUUAUACUUAGUUCUACGUAAUAAUUGGAGAAGUGACGUAUUUUUACUCGUAUUACUAAUAUCACACAACAAAAACAAAACGAACCAUCGGCCGAAACGGAAGCAAUGUUUAAACGUACAGAAUAGUUCCAAAAUGUGCCAUUGAACAAUCGGUAAAAUAACACCACAAUCCAGAGGAGAUAGUCGGUUUCAAUCUGUUGUUAAUAAUGGCAAAUUAAAAAAAAAAGAAGAUGACGAGAAAUUGUGAAAAAAGUAACUUGGAUAGAAAAAAAAACAGAACGUAUGCUUCAGUAUAUACAUAUAUUUUUCUUUAAAUUAUUCCGGAAAUGUUUACAACAUAAAACAACCUGUCGUUUGUUUUGAUAAAGUACAGUAGGUUUAUCAAACCCGAAA
Toxorhynchites rutilus septentrionalis is the source of this 4220-nucleotide messenger RNA. It is a transcript of the gene Gp150, whose product is annotated as kinesin-related protein 4. The record is from RefSeq and is a predicted model, not a curated record. The transcript has 7 exons. Bases 34 to 3357 code for a protein of 1107 amino acids. Gene Ontology annotation, molecular function: protein binding. NCBI's taxonomy places the organism in Eukaryota, Metazoa, Arthropoda, Insecta, Diptera, Culicidae. Gene Ontology annotation, cellular component: extracellular matrix.